Molecule: messenger RNA, 1688 nt
Organism: Chara braunii
Lineage: Eukaryota; Viridiplantae; Streptophyta; Charophyceae; Charales; Characeae
Source: the annotation of a GenBank genome assembly
UCUGUGCGAAAGAUCAGAAACUACGGGUUCAUAACUACUGUGGAGAAGAUGCCGGAUGGCUAAUAAGAUGCCGGCGAUGAUGAAGACGACGGGUUCUAUCCAUCGGAUAGAAGUUGAGAAUUUCAAGUCAUACAAAGGGCACCAGGUUAUCGGCCCGUUCAGGAACUUCACUGCUAUCAUCGGUCCCAAUGGAUCUGGCAAAUCCAAUCUGAUGGAUGCUAUCAGUUUCGUUCUGGGUGUGCGGUCCAUGCAGCUGAGAGGAUCGCAACUCAAAGAUCUGAUUUACACUGAGAAUGACAGCGUGGUCAAUCCGUUGAGAAGAGCCUAUGUCAAGCUCGUGUACAGGAAUGGGAAUGGGAGUGGGGAGGAGCUGACGUUCACAAGAACGAUCACGGCCGCAGGAUCGUGUGAAUAUCGAAUCAACGAACGAGUUGCAUCCUGGGACGAUUACAAUGCUAAGAUGAAGUCUCUGGGUAUCUUGCUCAAGGCGCGGAACUUCUUGGUCUUCCAGGGCGAUGUGGAGUCGAUUGCGGCGAAGAACCCCAAAGAGCUGACAGCCAUGUUUGAGCAAAUCUCAGGCUCAGAAGAAUUAAGGAAAUCGUAUGAGGAGCUGGAGGAGCAGAAAAAGAGGGCAGAGGAGAGGACAAUGCUGGCAUAUCAGAAGAAGAGAAGUAUGGUUUCAGAGAGAAAGCAGAAGAAGGAACAGAGGGAUGAGGCUGAGAAACAUCUAGAACUCGUGAAGAAGCUGAAAGAGCUAAGGAGGGAGAACUAUCUUUUUCAGCUGUUUCAUAUUGACAAGGAUAUAGGGUCUCUGAUGGCUGAAAUAGAGACGGAUAAUGGAGAUCUACGAGAAGUCGCGAAAGCACAAUAUGGGGUGGAGAAUGCAAUCAAGGAGAAGAAGAAGCAGCAAGCAGUGUAUAUGAAGAAAAUCCUGGAUGCGGAGAGGAACAUUGGGCGGAAGAAAACUGAUUUAGACAAGAAGGUGAAUGAAAUGGGUCACAAGAAGGAAGCGGCGCGAUAUGAUGUCUUGAAGGCAAAGGUGGAAGAUAUCGACAAUCAGCUUCGCGAGGCAAAGGCAGACAGGAGGGAAAAUGAGAGGGAUGUGAAGAUGAAUGCAGCUAUCGAGAGCUUGAAGCGACUGUUCCCAGGGGUGCGAGGGCGGAUAACCGAGCUUUGUCGUCCAACCCAGAGAAGAUAUAAUCUAGCAGUAUCAAUUGCUCUCGGCAGAAAUAUGGAUGCUAUUGUGGUAGACGAUGAAAAGACGGCGAGAGACUGCAUUCAGUACUUGAAGGAACAAAGGCUUUCCAGCAUGACUUUCAUCCCCUUGCAGACUAUAAAGAUCAAGCCUGUGCAGGAGAGAAUGCGAACACUCGGAGGAACGUCAAAGCUUGUCAUCGAUGUUAUUCAAUUUGAUCCAGCUUAUGAAAGGGCAUUUAUCUAUGCAUGCGGGAACACCCUCGUUUGUGACGGCUUGGAUGAGGCAAAGCGGCUGGGAUGGGGUCCUGAGCGCGCCAAAGUUGUCGCGCUGGACGGCACCCUGAUUCACAAAUCAGGAAUGAUGACAGGCGGUCUGAGUGGUGGCAUGGAGGCAAAGGCACAACGCUGGGACGAUCAAGCAGUUGAGAGUAUGAGAAACUGAACCCUGCUAAUUCCUUCAUGUACGAGUGUGACAUGCGUGACAUGCGUGA